AUACAUACCAUAGCCAAUCAAGACUCCACCUCCCGGACAUCAAUACUUUAAGUUGGAAAUUGUGAGCCAGUGAACAGAGCUUGCUGGUGACACUCAAGAUGGCGAGACUGUGGCAACUCAUGCUCCUGUAUUGGGCAUGGAGUCCUCUGUGUCUGCCAUCCAGUGUAAGCUACAUUGGAACACCACAAGAGUGUGAAAAUGCUCACUUUGUCCCUGGUUACAAUCUGGGUGGAGAAGGCUUCGACAUCGUCACAAUGCAGAGGAAAGGUGCCUAUGUCAUCGACACGGAAACAUGGAAGCUUGGAAAUGGCACUUGCAGGCUGUACAGAAACAGCUACAUGAAUCAGGAAAAGCAGAAGGUCCCAGCUGCUGUGGUGGACUGGAGAACCCUCCCCAAGUGCAGUUUAACAGUCUCCAGUAUAGCUUAUGACUCUGUUGAAACUCUUGUCAAUGACUCCACAUCAUCUGUGUCCAAUGACUGGAAAAUUGGCCUUAACAUCCCUGUGGACCCCAGUACUACUAUUGGAGUUGGCUUGGGCGGUUCCCACUCCAGAGAAUCAACCUUUGCCAUGCAAAAGUCAAAACAAGACCGCUACAACUUCCUCCGCCAUUCUGUCUACUGUAGCUUCUAUGGCUACAGACUGGCAACAAAUCCUCCACUGAGUCAUGACUUUCAAUCAGCGAUCAAUUCCCUUCCUCCCUAUUCACUUAAAACUGAGCCAUUAUAUCACAGUCUGAUCGACACCUAUGGUACACAUUGCAUCAUUCAAGUGUCUCUAGGAGGGGAAAUAAAGGCAAUCACUGCUGUAAAGACCUGCCAGGCAACCAUGAAUGGUCUGUCAGAGACAGAGGUCAAGGAUUGUUUGUUAGUUGAGGCCUCGGCUAGCUUUGCAAGAACAGCCAGUAUAGAAAGCAUGAUAAAACACUGUCAGGAAAAGAAGAAGAAGUUAGGCUCUAGCCAGAGUUUCAGCAACACAUUUAAUGAGCGUAGCACAGAGGUCACUGGUGGAAACAUUGACAGAGCUGAUACCCUCUUUCAAGGACAAUCAAACCCCUCUGUCUAUAAUGACUGGCUUACCUCACUGAAGAACACACCUGAUGUUGUCCGAUACAACCUAAAGCCCCUGCACACCAUACUACCAGGUGAUCAUCCUGCAAGGACCGGACUGAAGAAGGAGGUGGAGAAGUACAUCAUGAAAAAUGCAGUGUUGAAGAAAUGUUCAGAAUCUUGUCAAGUUGGACACAGAUCCAGCAAAAGAGAUCCUUGUGCUUGUGUCUGCAACAGUGAUCAGAAUAUCAAGUCAAACUGCUGUCCUGCUAGGAAGGUCUUGCCACUGUUAAAGGUAGUCAGCCUUUAUGCACAGGAUCUGUAUGGUGAUAGGUUUACUGAGACAGAUGGUUCAGUGGAAGUCAAGUAUGGUGACCAGGUAAAGCGCACUGCCAUUAUAUCAAACAAUGACAAUCCUAAAUGGCGAGAGACCUUUGAGUUUGGACCCAUUACCAUCAACAUGCAAAACAAACUUAGAUUCAGUAUUUAUGAUGAGGAUACUUACUGGGACAGUGAUCUGCUUGGUGAGUGCUCAUUUGAUCUACGUAAAGGGACAGUGACAGACACCUGCAUGUUAAAUCAUGGUACCUUCUUCUUCUCCUACACAGUAGAGUGUGCACCGAGUCUUGGUGGAUCACAAUGUCAAGAGUACAUUCCCUCCAGCAUGAGUGCCUCUCUGGCCAAGGUCUUCUACACCAGAAAUGGGGUCCUUGUUGGAGAGUCAGGGGAGAAUCAUGCUCACUCAGUCAGUCAGUCAGGUGGAGGUCAGCUGCUGUAGGGUGAUGAUAGAAUUAGCAUUUGAUUUCAUGAUGAAUAUCUUGCUUGUCAUUAAUAUCAUCUUUUUACACUGUUCCUCAUGCUUGUCUUUCUUUUCCUGACUUUUGUGUGUGAAAAUAAUUACACUCAUUCUCAGUUUCUAAAGUUUUAUCCCAAUGUGUGUUUGAGAGAAACUAGUUGGAUAAUCCACUUUCUAUGCUUUUUCCUUGUUAAUUACAAAAUCUGCCAAUAAAGCAUCAGCAAAGACAA
Molecule: messenger RNA, 2074 nt
Organism: Lates calcarifer (barramundi perch)
Lineage: Eukaryota; Metazoa; Chordata; Actinopteri; Centropomidae
Product: perforin-1-like
Source: RefSeq, a predicted model, not a curated record